Messenger RNA from Peromyscus eremicus (cactus mouse), 1558 nucleotides. RefSeq names its product RNA polymerase I and III subunit C (gene Polr1c). Gene Ontology annotation, biological process: DNA-templated transcription. NCBI's taxonomy places the organism in Eukaryota, Metazoa, Chordata, Mammalia, Rodentia, Cricetidae. Bases 394 to 1434 code for a protein of 346 amino acids. Gene Ontology annotation, molecular function: protein dimerization activity; DNA binding. The transcript is spliced from 9 exons. The record is from RefSeq and is a predicted model, not a curated record. Gene Ontology annotation, cellular component: RNA polymerase III complex; RNA polymerase I complex.
UCAAUACCUGGAUGUUUUCUUCGAAGCCUCCCCACUCCGGGCCAGCUCCAUUUCGGACGCCGCUGGCCGGCGCCGCCGUAGCCGCCAUGUCCCUCGAGGCUUUCCGUCGCUGAAACUCGCGCGCGUGGGAAUAGUGUGAGAUCUGAGCCUGAGUGAAGAAGAAAGACGUCCAGAGAAGAGAGAGGGCGAGGUAGUAUCAGCCGGAAUGCAAAAGGGAGAAACCCGGAUGUUUGGCCCCAAUUGACGUCCGGAAGUGAAGGACGUGGACGGAGGCGGGGCAGGAUAUCGCGACAUUUAAGAGUUCAGGAGGCGGAGCGUUGCCUCGGAGACGGCGACGGGCCUCUUGUACGCAUGCGCGGAUUUGGUGGCUUCCCUUGCGGCGAAUAGUGGAAAAUGGCGGCGGCUCAGGCAGUGGAGGAAAUGCGGACUCGCGUGGUUCUAGGAGAGUUCGGGGUUCGCAAUGUCCAUACCACUGACUUCCCCGGUAACUAUUCGGGUUAUGAUGAUGCUUGGGACCAGGACCGCUUCGAGAAGAAUUUCCGUGUGGACAUAGUACAUAUGGAUGAAAAUACAUUGGAGUUCGACAUGGUGGGGAUUGAUGCUGCCAUUGCUAAUGCUUUCCGGAGAAUUCUGUUAGCUGAGGUGCCAACAAUGGCUGUGGAAAAGGUUCUGGUGUACAAUAACACAUCCAUAGUCCAGGAUGAGAUCCUCGCUCACCGCCUGGGACUCAUCCCCAUUCUUGCUGAUCCUCGUCUUUUUGAAUAUCGGAACCAAGGGGAGGAGGAAGGAACCGAGAUAGACACUUUGCAGUUUCGGCUGCAGGUCAGGUGUACCAGGAACCCCAGUGCUGCUAAGGAUUCCUCUGACCCCAAUGAACUCUAUGUGAACCACAAAGUAUAUACCAGGCAUAUGACAUGGGUCCCCUUGGGAAACCAGGCUGAUGUCUUCCCGGAGGGCACAAUUCGCCCAGUGCACGAUGACAUCCUCAUUGCUCAGCUUCGGCCUGGCCAGGAGAUUGACUUGAUGAUGCACUGCGUCAAGGGCAUUGGCAAAGAUCAUGCCAAGUUCUCACCGGUGGCAACAGCCAGCUACAGGCUCCUGCCAGACAUCACUCUGCUUGAACCUGUGGAAGGGGAGGCGGCUGAGGAGCUGAGCCGCUGCUUCUCCCCGGGUGUGAUUGAGGUUCAGGAAGUACAAGGUAAAAGGUUGGCCAGGGUUGCCAAUGCUCGGCUGGAUACCUUUAGCAGAGAAAUCUUCCGGAAUGAGAAGCUGAAGAAGGCUGUACGGCUUGCCCGUGUUCGGGACCAUUAUAUCUUUUCUGUUGAGUCCACUGGAGUGUUGCCGCCAGAUGUGUUGGUGAGUGAAGCUAUCAAGAUACUGAUGGGGAAGUGCCGGCGGUUCCUGGAUGAACUAGACGCGGGCCAGAUGGACUGAGGCUUCCACAGCACUUCUGGGAUGGUCUAAUUUUCAGUGAAUACAUUUUAUUAAAUGUGCCACAGACUAAGACUUCUGCCUUUGUAAGGCCUUUGAUGUAAAUAAAUUGAUAUACUAGCAAAAA